This is a messenger RNA of Cyphellophora europaea CBS 101466, 942 nucleotides long. RefSeq lists its product as uncharacterized. The record is from RefSeq and is a predicted model, not a curated record. The transcript has a single exon. The coding region runs from base 1 to 942 and encodes 313 amino acids. Lineage: Eukaryota; Fungi; Ascomycota; Eurotiomycetes; Chaetothyriales; Cyphellophoraceae.
AUGGCCUCCGCAAACCCCGUUCGCAUCGGCUACGUCCCCGAACACUACCUCCUGCCCCUACAUCUCGCGAACCGCAAUAGCCUCUUCCCCUUCCCAGUCGAGCUCACCCCUUGCCCUUCCGGCACCGGCCAGAUGAUAUCGCUGCUCCGCGAAGACAAGAUCGACCUCGCCAUCGGCCUGACAGAGGGAUGGGUUGCGGGGCUGCUAACGCCCGAAGGUAAACAGCAACGGGGAUACAGCAUUGUUGGCAGCUGGGUGGAGAAUCCCCUGCGGUGGAGCAUCGUCACCGGCAAGGGCAGGGAGGAGUUAAGCUCGGUGAAGGAUCUGCUUGAGGGUGGUGUCGCGAAGGGGAAGGUCAAGGUGGGCGUGAGCAGGAUGGGAAGUGGUAGUCACGUGAUGGCGUUUGUGCUGGCGCAGCGGGAAGGUUGGGAUACGGAGAAGGAGGUGGAGUUCGAGGUGCUGGGGCCAUUCAAGGAGUUGAGAGAUGGGGUGAAUGAGGGGAAGGCGGAUUUCUUCAUGUGGGAGCACUUUACCACCAAAGGGUACUGGGACCAGGGGGUGAAGAAGGAGUUGAAGUGGCUGGGUGAAAUCUAUACGCCCUGGCCUAGUUGGUGUGUCACAGCCAGCGAGAAGAGAUUUCCGCAGCCGGAAGGGGACGAGACGCUGAAAGGCUUCUUCGAGGCGGUGGAUCAGGGCAAGAAGUUGUUCCUGGAGAAACAGGAUGAGUGCGUUCAACUGCUAGGUACGAGAGAAUUGGGCUGCUACUACGGCGAGGAAGAUGCGAGGGAGUGGCUGAAGGGGGCCAAGUUCUUUGAGAAGACGAGGGGUAUCGAUGCGACCAUGGUUGACGAUGUGGUCAGAGUGUUGAAAGGCGCGGGCGUGCUGGGCCAUGAUGUCCAGCGAAUUGACGGAGAUGGUACUGCGGGAGUCAAGAAGGCAUGA